UGCUUCAGCUAAUAUAUGCAAAAUCAAAACGAAGAUUCAUUUGUUGUUAUCCGCAAAAAAAAGAGUAUCUGAUCCAUGCCAACAGCAACAAGUACUCGAAUAUCUGCACCGAGAAAGAGAGCGAAAGACGUCAAAGAUCAAAGAACUUUUUAACGACUUGACACAGGAGGAAGUAGAUGUAAUGCUGAUGGAUUGUGCGUGUAGCGAGGACGAAGUGAUUAAGCGACUGCAGAAUCGACCUGAUUAUCUUGAAGGGAUCCGUCGCAUUGUAUCAGCAGUUUUGCGACCUUCAAACAGUGUAACACCAAUGUUAGAAAGCAGGCAUUCAUCAAUAAUAGAUAGCAGACGCUCAUCUAUGCCAGCAACACCAUCUACUACGCAAGACCAACAGAAGGUGAUUGGGAAGCAGCCUGCUGUACAGCAGCAACAGCAGGCAGCUAUAGCGAAACAGAAGUUGAAAUCACCACAACAGCGCAUCAAACCUUCCCCGGCACAGCAAAACCAUCAGGAAGCUGCUACAAAGAGUGUAUCUCUUAUUGCUAGUAGCGGCCCUCAUCUCACUACACGUCCGCUCCCUUCUGAGAAUACGACCGCGUUUUUCAAGCGUGACUCCAAAAAGCGUUCCCGCAUGAUUGGGAGGCUAGCGCUGGAUGAUGCAUUGCGGCAAAUCAAAGAGAGUCCAAAUAAGGCCUUUGAAGGCUGGUCCCAAGCGAGAAUCAGAGCAUUUCGAAUGAUCGAACAAAAUCCCAACAGCUACUACUAUCGAUUCAAUGCGCCAGGCGAAGAGCAAAGGAAAGGUCCUUGGACAGAGGAAGAAAAGCAGCUGUUCUUUAAGAGGUUAGAAGAAGUAGGUCCCAAUGGUCAAUGGGGGAUCUUCUCAACAGCUAUUCCUGGUCGUGUAGGUUAUCAGUGCUCCAAUUACUAUCGACUACUGAUUGAGUCUGGCCAACUGCAAGAUCCAAAUUAUAUUGUUGAUGAUAAGGGAAAGGCCCACUAUCUUUUUGAUAAGCGUGGAUCAGAUGGUCGCGUGGAGAAAGCAUUUCGGACACAUAGCCCGCAUGUAUUCGACAGCUGCAAGAAAGCCGGCUCUCGUGAGUCGGCAAACAAGAAGAAAAAGGCAAACGACGAAGAUGAUGGCGACAAGUCUGGCACGUUCAGGAUGAAUCUACGGUCUUCAGCAAGGCUUGCUGCAAAAGUACACACUCGUAGCAAAACUGUUCCGUAGUGUUUUUUUUUUAAUCUCGCAGGUCCCUGCAUACUUUUGUAAUAUGUCUGGCAAUAGUCAAUAUACUGCCUCUUUAUGUUUGUUGCUUUUUGUACAUUUUGUGUUCGCUAUCCUCUGACUAAAGUAUAUACGCAGGGUAUGA
Molecule: messenger RNA, 1367 nt
Organism: Zychaea mexicana
Lineage: Eukaryota; Fungi; Mucoromycota; Mucoromycetes; Mucorales; Lichtheimiaceae
Exons: 5
Coding region: 182-1225 (347 amino acids)
Source: RefSeq, a predicted model, not a curated record